Monopterus albus (swamp eel) is the source of this 1910-nucleotide messenger RNA. It is a transcript of the gene tnfsf12, whose product is annotated as TNF superfamily member 12. The coding region runs from base 760 to 1500 and encodes 246 amino acids. Gene Ontology annotation, molecular function: tumor necrosis factor receptor binding; receptor ligand activity. Lineage: Eukaryota; Metazoa; Chordata; Actinopteri; Synbranchiformes; Synbranchidae. Gene Ontology annotation, cellular component: membrane. The record is from RefSeq and is a predicted model, not a curated record. The transcript has 6 exons. Gene Ontology annotation, biological process: immune response.
AAAGGCAGUGGGACCACUGUCAGUCUAUUGCUGGUACAGAUACUGUGCAGUAUCCUUCAUCAUCAUCAUCAGAGCAAAGCUUUUGCCUAUGCACUACAGCCACCGUGUGGUUGUCAACGGAACUGUUACAAGCGUGCACGGUGGAUAUUUUCAAGGCAUGCAAGUUGAUGAAACGAUUUGAGAAGCAGAAGCUCCAGUGAGCCUCGUAUGUUUUGGUUUUUUUCCUUGUGCUCACCUCGCUGUUUUUUUACGGAAGAUGCCCGCUGAUGUCACAACAUCGCAGCUCGCUGCGGGCGCAUGGAAAGUUCACCUCCAAGUCUGAGAGUGAAAACUCACGCUCACGUGUGCUCAGUCUAAUAGAGUGACCCCCCAGCACGCAAUUUAAAAGGGAAGACAAGAGAGCUGAGUCAACGAAUCACAGAGAGAAGGAUGCAACAGUUGAUGUGGACAAGUUGCACAGUUUUCUUGUCUUUGCAGAUUCACGGAGGAUGGUGGCUUUGAUUUGUGCGGAGGAAGGCUCGGAUGAUUUGUUGCUUUAACACCCUUCAUAUGGCACAUAAAGUGAAAAUUACACAGCAGAUCUGCCCGUCUGAAAGCAGUACAUGCUGGUUUUAGGCCGUCCUCUUACGCAUCUUUAUUGCUGAAAUGGACAUUUGGACAGAAACGCAUUUGUAGGGACUUCAUGCUCUGCUGGAAUGGAGUUGAAGUGCGGAUUUCGGAUGGUCUGCCGUGGUGAGUGAUAGUGCAGUCUGCACCAACAUGCAUCGGAUUCUGCAGAGGAGACGAGUGCGCAAGCUGCGGGUCGUCUGGGCUUCUCUGGCCCUGGUGGCUCUGUCCCUGGCCGCAUGCAGCGCGCUGUUUACGGCGUGGACUUGGCGACAGACACGGGACCUGUCUCAGUCCUUUAAGAUCCUGCAGGACCGACUGGAGCAGGUCAAUACACAGAGGAAGGCCAUUGUUCAGCUCAUUCUAGAGAAGAGAGAGCUGCUGGUGGGACAGAGAGUCAAGAGAGACGGGGGGAUGUCUCAAGCGAGGAAUGGAAAUGGAAGGAAAGCGGCAUCUCAUUUUGAGAUAACCAAAGUCUCCUCUCAGCAAGUGGGAGAAGGUGGUGUGAUAAAGGGCUGGGAAGAGAGAACGUUGAAUAUGAGUAAAGCCGUGAAGUACAACAAAGAGCAAGGCACCUUCACUGUGGAGAAAACAGGCGUCUACUUCCUGUUCUGUCAGGUGCUGUUCAAUGACCAGCAGACUCAAUACGUGAAGCUGGAUGUGGUGACCAAGGGCCAGAGGCCUCAGAAGCUCCAGUGCAUAGAGGGCUACGCAACGACCCCCUCCGCCGGGCCACACCUGUUCCACUUUGUGAAGUCAUGCCAGGUGUCUGGCCUGCUGCGACUGGACAAAGGCACAGAGCUGCAGGCCGUCACAGGUCCGUCCUUCAAACUCCACACUCUUGGGAGCCCCUCCGCCUCGCCUCAUGUCUUCAGCAUCUUUAAAAUCAACUGAAGCUCAGUGCUCGUCAGAUUUGGGCUGGAAACUUUUAAAGAGCGAACUCAUCUGAGUACAACAGAGUUUGUUUUGGUAUGGAUGAGAGUUUCUCUACAUGGUAAAACAGUCAUAAGCAGCUGAGGGCAUCGCAUCAACCUCGUCCCAAAAACUUUAAAUUGAAAGACAAACCUGACAUGUGCGGACGUUGGUGUGGAACUUUUCUCUGGACGGUGGUGCUGUUAUGGAUCCGAACCACAGACUUUGGAUUAAAGACGAUCCAAAGUGGACGAAAGGCUUUAAUGAAUGUCUACGAGGAAAACAGAUGUGACGGAAGCUGUUCUGUAGAUAAAGGGCUUCAUAUAAAAAUACUUGGAUGUGUAUAAUGUAAUAAAUUGUGCUUCCACGCUCUUUAUGAGGCUGACAGUAAA